UGUGGCAUAGACGCAAUAGCAAACUGUGUGUUUCAUUCUCUACAAUUCCGUAGAAAUUUGUAGUCUUUUUUUUUGUAACAGUAAAAUUAUAUUGAAAUGGUUAAUUUACGAACGUUUCGUCAGUGAACUUGAGUUUUCUGAUGAAGUGUUCUUCUAAAAAAAAUCGGAGCAUUAAUCAUUAAUAUUAGUAGCGCCAUUAAAAAAUUAUCUAUUUGAUGCACUGUAUUUUUUAAAAUUGUUUGACAUACAUACAGUGAAAAUUUUCAAGUUCUAGAACUUGAGAAGUGACAUAAUUUAUAAAAUCCACCUUUUGUAUUCUGUGAUUUUACAUAUCAAUAAAAUCUCCGUGUCAAGCUCUGUAUAACGUGUGGCUUUUCCAAUCUACCUUAUCAAUUCAACUUAAUCAAUCGACUGAGUGUGCUCCUCUAACAAAAUGAGCUCAACUGAAAUAGGCCCAUUUCGUCCAAACUCACUAUCUUCACAUCAGUUUUGUCAUCAAUCACACAACAACGUGAUUGAUGCUCCAAUUCACCCUAGUUUGCAGAAAAGUGUCCCAUCCAGCAACAGCGCUUCUCAAAGAGCUUUAAGAAGUGAAGCCCUGCGAUUAGCAACUUUCCAAGGAUGGCCUCUUGAAUACCUUUCUCCCAGAGAUCUUUCACGUGCUGGCUUUUUUUAUCGAGGCCUGGCAGAUCAAACCCAAUGUGCAUUUUGCUGCAUUACCAUCAGCCAAUGGGAAGCUCACGACGAUCCCAUGGCUGAGCAUAGAAGACAUGCUCCAAAUUGCCCUUUUGUUCUUCAAUUAUCAGUUGGCAAUAUCCCUCUCUCCAGUAAUAGAAGUGUCCCCACUGUCCAACCCGUCGCCUCAUCCUCACGUCCAUGUGCAUUCCCCUCAUUGGGCGGUGGUGGUGGCGCAGAUACAUGCUCCCGAUUUCAAAACGAAUCUCGUCCCAAUGCAUUACCCGAAAGAGUUCCAGUGGCAUUAACGAUCCGUCAAGCAAACGGCGGUGAAGGGCCAUCAACUUCAGGUGACUUGUCAUCAUUGAGUCUUUUGCCACAUCAACAAGCUCGUCAUCCUGAAUUGACAUCGUUAGAAGCUCGAUUGAAAACUUUUGAUGAUUGGCCGCCUGGUUUGGAACAACGCCCACCGCAGCUAGCUGAAGCAGGAUUCUACUACAUGAAAACUGGCGAUCACGUCAAAUGUUUCUGCUGCGACGGAGCUCUGCGCAAUUGGGAGCCCAAGGACGACCCGUGGGUGGAACACGCCCGUUGGUUCUCGCGUUGCAACUUUCUAGUAUCCGUGAAAGGAAAUGACUACAUCAGAGAAAUUCAAGCUCGAUACAAGCAAAAUAUUCCUGGAUCGAGCGCGGCUUCAGAAGAUUUAGUUGAAGUUAAAGAAGUUAAAAAAGAAGAAGAUGGUAAAAAUGUAUGUAGUGCUGCUGUGCAAUCGUCUGAAGAAGCUACUGGCGGUGAUGCGCCAUCCACUUCUGCCUCGUCCAAACUACGUGACGCCCUUCUUUGUCAGAUCUGUUAUGACCAGCAGCUCAGUAUGGUCUUUCUACCCUGCGGGCAUUCCAUGAGUUGCCCGUCCUGCGCUACUGCUCUCACCACUUGUCCCCUCUGUCGUAAACGCAUCGAAGCGACGGUCCGCGCCUUCUUUCCCUUUUCUUAAAAAAACAAACAUACGGUAAUUAAAUAUUGAAUCAGAGAAGAAACGCCCCUAGUUAUGGUGGUGUACCGGAACUUGAAAACGCUUUUGUUUGUAUGUGGAAGAGAGAUAGCCUUUAUAUGCAUUUGAUUUAAAAAAAAAAGUUGGCUUAAAAUAAUUAGCUACAGAAUAUCCAGAUAAUAAAUGUAAUUACAAGAACUCUCUCGGUUCAGAGGCACAUUUUUGACAAGUGGUCCCAAAAUUUUGGGUAUCGCGAAUUUUACAUAUUCAAGACAUUUCGAAUGAACGGGUCCGUGGUCUUUGUUAUUUCUUUUCGCAAUUCUUGCAUUUCUUCACAAUUCACAUCUUUCUUUUGCUCCAUUAUUUUUUUGGCACGUUCCAAAUACGUCCGCAUCAAUGUAUCACCUUCCUGUGAAUAUACCAUUACAUGUAAACAAUAAUUAACAAUGUCGUAUAAUGUGUAA
Molecule: messenger RNA, 2130 nt
Organism: Daphnia pulicaria
Lineage: Eukaryota; Metazoa; Arthropoda; Branchiopoda; Diplostraca; Daphniidae
Product: putative inhibitor of apoptosis
Exons: 5
Coding region: 434-1669 (411 amino acids)
Source: RefSeq, a predicted model, not a curated record